GGCGGCUGAGGGGAAAGGGGAGGAGCGCCGAGCAGACAGCAAGGUUACACAUGAGAAGUCUGACGAGGAAUCAAACAAAGCAAAGAGAGGGAGAGAAGGGAAAGAACAGGUAGCGUUGGUUAGGAGUACGUUUCAAUCUUACCUCACAGCUAAUUACCACACUUCUCAGUGUGGUGAAAGCAAGCAAACAGAGAGCAAGUGAGAAAAACAGCAUACAAAAAGGGCACCUGAAGGCAUGAGACUAGAAAGCAGAAGUAACAAGAAAAGGAGGGAGAGACAGCAGCUAAAAAGUCGUGUCCAGCAGAUUAAUUGAGGAAGAGAAACAAAAAAGGAGAGACUAGGCUGUAGGGAUUGAGCAAGGGGGUGAAGUAAGAAAACAGCAGAUACUCAUUGACAGAGAGGACCGGACUUAAAUCAAUGGACUACUGACAUCAGCAAAACAAAGGAAGGAGAGCGUCAGAAAAGAGGUCACUGCGGUCCAGCUACAGUGUAGCUUGCUUGAGCGUGUUUACUAUGCAACUAAGACAGCUGAGAUAAACAGGAUCAAGCACAGACACAGUUCACAAAGACAGUCCUCACUGUAACAGCACCAUGUUGAUGAAAGAGUACCGCAUAUGUAUGCCACUGACUGUGGAUGAGUACAGGAUUGGGCAGCUGUACAUGAUCAGUAAGCACAGCUGUGAGCAGAGUGGUGGGGGAGAAGGGGUGGAGGUGGUGAGAAAUGAGUCAAGUAUUCACCCCCAGCACGGCCAAGGACAGCUGACCGAGAAGCGAAUCUACCUCAACAGUAAACUGCCGUCCUGGGCGAAAGCAUUUGUCCCGAGAUUCUUCUAUGUGACAGAAAAGGCCUGGAACUUCUACCCAUACACUAUCACAGAGUACUCAGUAUCAUUCCUCCCUAAGUUCAGCAUCCGUAUUGAGACGAGAUUUGAGAACAACAACGGCGAUAACGACAAUGUGUUUGGGGACACGCCGACCCCAGCAGAGAGUGUGAGUUUCCUGGAUAUCCUGAGUGACCCCAUCCCUGAAAAGCAGUACAAGGAGUCAGAGGACCUGAAUCGCUGGCAGUCAAGUAAAUCAGGCCGAGGGCCUCUAGAAGAAGGCUGGAGAGACAUCCACAAGCCCAUUAUGUGCUCCUAUAAGAGAGUGCAGUGCAGCUUUGAGGUCUAUGGCUUCCAGACCAGGACUGAGGAGUUCAUACACAAAAACAUUCGGGACAUUCUUCUGGUUGGCCACAGGCAGGCCGUAGCAUGGAUAGAUGAAUGGCACGGGCUGAGUUUGGAGGAGGUGAGAGAGUACGAGCUAGCAAUGCAGGAGAAGACCAACAGCAAAGUCAAAUCCAGCCAGAACAACACAGGCCCACCUGCUGCCUCUCGUCCUCCGUUCUCUCGCUCCAUCUCAGUGACAGACGAGCGUUCCCUGAAGAAGAUGGGAGUGACGACUGUGGCCAUGUCUGACCCAUCAGGCUCUUCUGUGCCACCUAGUACCAUUCGCCUCAACUCCACCCCUGAAUGAUGACACACACACAGAUUCACACAUACAGUAUAAUGUACAAUGCAAUCACACAGAAAACCAAAGUCAGCAUUCACCAGAAUCAUAUUAUUUCUCAAAAAGAAACAGUGACAUGUGUGUGGACAGUAGGUGAUGUACUGCCUAAUUUCUUAUUAUGUUACUGUAAACAGGAAAUAUUUUAUACUUCUGUUGUUAUACUAGAAUUGUGGAUUAAAAAAUUAAAUAUAACAUGUUAAUAAGUGAUCUUUCGGUGCGCUUGUAGGCAGAUUUUGGAACCAUUUGACAGAGCCAGGCUAGCUGUUUCCCACUUUCUCAAGUCUUUAUGCUAAACUCAGCUAACUGGCUGCUUGCGCCAUAUUUACUGUAUAGAUAUGAGAGUUGUAUCAAAUUUCUCAUCUAACUCUCUGCCAGAGAAUGAAUAAGUGUAUUUCCCAAAAUGUCCUUUAACGCCAUUGCAGAAUCACGCAUCUGUUUGUACGCACACAUUGUUGCUCUCAUCGCCACAUGUUAAUACCACACAAGUGCCACCCGAAACCCCCGAGGACAGACAAACACUUAGUACCUACUCAAAGAAAAUUUCCACUGUUGCCUUUAAAGAACCUUCCAGUGUCUUUAGCAGACUGUAAACGUGGUGCAUUUCAGCUUUUCCCCAGCUGCAGUCGAGCUCACCGGCUACCAGCUCCAAUUGUUUCUCAGCGCCCAGCCAACGGCCUACAGACAGAUGCAUAAGGAGUUUAAUAGAGUGGAUCUAAUGAGAGAGCAGAGGAGAAGGGGGAUUCUGUCAAUGCUAUGGAUCUGCUCCCCUCUCCAUCUCAGCCAAUAGGUCAGACCAGGUGCAUUGACAGAGGGCUGUGAGGCAUUGUAUUGGUUCCUUGAUCGCUUAGCCAAAUGGGUCAAGCUAGGGCUAAGCUUGAAUUAUGAGUCAAUAAUGAAAGCAUUUAUAAGAAGAUUAGCUUGAUUUUUUUUUUAAUGUACAUUUAGAAGAGAUCGGGAAUCAACAAUGGCAGUGCUGAAAACUAAAUUGAUGUGUAUAAUGAAGAAAUAAUAGUUUUCUGUUGCCUUAUUUGUAAAAACAUUCAGUUUGAGUGAAAAAUAUAAAUGAAUCAAGUGGAAAAUGUAUGUGGAGAUUACACUGUAUU
Xiphias gladius (swordfish) is the source of this 2651-nucleotide messenger RNA. RefSeq names its product phosphatidylinositol transfer protein cytoplasmic 1b (gene pitpnc1b). Gene Ontology annotation, molecular function: phosphatidylinositol binding; phosphatidylinositol transfer activity. Gene Ontology annotation, cellular component: cytoplasm. The record is from RefSeq and is a predicted model, not a curated record. The transcript is spliced from 10 exons. Gene Ontology annotation, biological process: phospholipid transport. NCBI's taxonomy places the organism in Eukaryota, Metazoa, Chordata, Actinopteri, Istiophoriformes, Xiphiidae. Bases 592 to 1515 code for a protein of 307 amino acids.